This is a messenger RNA of Sycon ciliatum, 5345 nucleotides long. RefSeq names its product fibropellin-1-like. The transcript is spliced from 22 exons. NCBI's taxonomy places the organism in Eukaryota, Metazoa, Porifera, Calcarea, Leucosolenida, Sycettidae. The coding region runs from base 387 to 4439 and encodes 1350 amino acids. Gene Ontology annotation, molecular function: calcium ion binding. The record is from RefSeq and is a predicted model, not a curated record.
ACCUGAAGGGUAAGCAUUUGAAGCCUCUGCCAGAUUUUAAUAUUCUGGAAAAAGUCCAGUAGAGACUAGAGCCUAGAGGCGGUGUUGGUCAGUAACGGAAGCACGUGUGUUGACCUAUUGACCUCGCUCCAAGCUGGUCAUCUGAGUUCCACGAAGGCCUUACUCCCCUUACCAGCCUUAGGCCGUAAUGCAGGGCCUCGUUUGUAGAUAGCCACGUUCUUUCAUAAUUUUCUUCCCAGGUCGCCCGGCCUUGUCGACAAUCGGGUUUGUGGUGGUGCUUGCUCGACCAAAGGAUAUCAAUGGCUAUCUGUUGCCACAGGUGUCAGUGCAGUGAGUUAGAGACUCGGGACCGGUGCGCCUAACACUGUCGUGUUUGGAUAGCGAUCAUGGUACAUCUACCCGGCUGCAAGCAGCCCAUUAGACUUGUCGUCUGCGGAUUUCUUGUGCUGUUCACGACAAUUUCUAGAGUCACAUCCCAGGGCACUAUACCGGGAGCGCUUUACCAGUUUGCCCACGUCUCAGGAUGUUGGACCAGCUGCGUGCUGAAUCAGCUGAAGACCGUACCGGCACUCUGUCCAUCUGGAUAUUAUGAGGGACGAUUCACCGAACAGUGUUCUAAUUGCAAGGAUUGGAAGUGUCCAUGCAGCACUACCAGCACCUGGGCAGAGUGCGCUCAUCAUUACAAGUACAAUUGGGGCUGCCCGCCAACGAAGCACCUUUACCUUGCAUAUCGCACACGAGAAUGUCUUCCCUGUGACACGUCCUGCACGGAAUGCACAGGACCAGCGAAAUCAGACUGCACUUCGUGUGUUCCAGGAAAGAUGUCAGUCAACAACAAAUGUACCGAUGUGGAGUACGUCUUUGGAGCGACAACCUGCUCCAGUUCAUGCAACAGUGCGCCGAGUCUGCCGGGAGCCUGCCCGUCGGGAUUCUCCGAGGUGAACAGAGCGGUGGCGUGUUCAGCAGGAUGCACGACGACGUACUGCCAGGCGUGCAGUGACUGGGCUAGCUGUGCGCGUCGCGACAAUGUCUUCUCCGGGUGCCCGACGGGCAGCAGCACGGCCAGCUACUACGUCAAGCAGUGCGCAAGGUGCCGUACAACCCCCUGCCCAAGCUGCCAAUGUGAUCUGUGCCCGACCGCCACACAGUACGUCCAAGGCGGCACAUGCGUAGCAGCGUGCUCUACAGGCUAUCGGCUGGUGUCCUCCAGCAAAACCGACCGAGCGUGUCUGAAAGACGCCAUUGAUCAUUGCAAGACGACGCCGUGCCAGAACGGUGGCACGUGCACUAACUACUACAUGGGUACGGGGUGCACCUGUGCGCCUGGAUUCACCGGAACACGCUGCGAGACGAACAACGACGAAUGCCAAAGCAGCCCGUGCAUACAGGGAACGUGCGUGGACGGCGUCAACUCCUAUUCCUGCAAGUGCAAGCCUGGAUACGCGAGUACCCGCUGCAACAUCGACAUAAACGAGUGUGUCACUGGACCGUGCGGCAGCGGGGGAGUUUGUACCAACACGUAUGGGUCGUUCACAUGCUCGUGCCAUGCCGGCUAUGCUGGCCCAACGUGUGCUGUGAACGUGGACGACUGUGCUACAUCACCGUGCAAGAAUGGUGCAACCUGUCUGGACCUGGUCAAUAACUAUGUGUGUACGUGUUCGCCAGGUUACACGGGCAAGAACUGUACUAUCAAUGUCAAUGAAUGCGCAUCAUCGCCCUGUGCAAACGGCGGCACAUGUGUGGACAGAGUCAAUGGCUACAUAUGUCUGUGUCAGCCAGGCUACACCGGCACGUGGUGCUCCUGCGAUAUCAAUGAAUGCUUAUCGUCACCCUGCAUGAACGCCGGCACAUGUGUGGACGGGAUCGAUGCGUACGUGUGUGCUUGCCGCACCGGUUACACAGGAAGACAUUGUGGAUCGGACGUUGAUGAGUGUGCCAGUAGCCCGUGUCUGCGCGGAGGUACCUGUAUAGACAAGUUGGCGGGUUUUCAAUGCAUGUGUCCACCAGGUAUCACUGGUUUCACAUGUCACGGAGAUGUGGACGAGUGCAAGGCCUUGCCAUGCCAGAACGGUGCCAUGUGUCUGAACACUGUGGGAGGAUAUGCAUGCAGCUGUAGCAUCGGUUACACCGGGUCUCAUUGUGCUGUAGAAAUUAAUGAGUGCUCCUCUGCUCCCUGUCACAACGGUGGGACCUGUGUGGAUCAGAUCGGCAAGUAUGCUUGCACCUGCCCCGUGGGGUACACUGGCUCAGUGUGUGAUGUGGAUAUCGAUGACUGCUCGCCAACACCGUGCUUGAACCAAGGAUCCUGCACGGAUCUGGUGAACGACUACACCUGCUCCUGCGUUGCUGGCUUCACCGGGAGGACAUGCAACUUCAACAUUGAUGACUGUGCGGCUCAGCCAGCCCCAUGCAGCGGACACGGAACAUGCACUGACGGUAUCAACACAUACACUUGUCAGUGCAAUAGUGGGUACACUGGUCCCAGGUGCUCUGUGGACAUUGACGAUUGCUCACCUAAUCCUUGCCAGAAUGGUGCGCAGUGUACAGAUGGUGUCAGCAAAUACACUUGCACAUGUGCUACGGGUUUCACUGGCAGUGACUGUUCAACGAAUGUAGAUGACUGUGUACCACCGCCGUGUAGGAAUCUGGGAGUCUGUGUGGACAAGGUUGCCAACUACUCGUGUAGCUGUCUGACUGGAUUCGCUGGCAGGCACUGCCAGACAAAUGUUGACGAUUGCUUCACGCGACCGUGCCGUAACUCCGGUGUGUGCCAGGACGGCAUUAACACGUUCACGUGUCAGUGUGCACCGGGUUACUACGGCCAAGUGUGCGAGAACGUGCAGCCAACAACGGCCGCGCCGUGGCGUCCCACAACAGCUCACCCCACGACACCUCGUCCCACAACGAGCGUAACAACAUCGCCGCCUACUACCAGUGGACCAUCGGCAUCGUCUUCCUCGGAGCCAAGCACUGCCACAAGUCAAGAGGCUACUACCAAGAGCCAGCCAACAAAAUCUGCCGUGGGAAACAAUGAUGAGCAGACCGACGGUGACAGCAAGCUCGGUGUACCAGUGAUAGCUGGAGCAGCUGGUGGAGCCGCUCUAUUGCUGGCAGCACUGGCUAUCAUUCUCCUCAUUGUCUACAGGAGACGAAAUAGAUGCGCAAAGGCGACGCACUUUGUGAAUGCCGGAUUUGACGAUUACAGCAAUGAGACUUUGGACAGAUCACCCAAAGAAAAGAAGGACAAUCCCUACUCAAAACAUCCGGAAACAAACGGCAGCGGACCAGCAGUUAAACUUAACACGGGUACAAGUUCCGAUCAAGUUCAAGUUCAUUAUUCUGUGAACCAGCAGCAAACUGCAGACGGCCACUACGAAGCACCAGAGCAAUCCCAGCAAGGACAGGAUCCUCUGAAGCCAGUCUCCCUAGCAGCGUCCAUGCAAGCGGAAAGCAACUACUACCAGUUGAAACCAACCCACCUUGAUCAGCACAGACAGCUGCCACAGUGUCCUGGAGACAACAAGACUGGCCCGAAUGCAAUGAAACCUGGAUCUGCAGCGAAUCCUACGUCCGAGGCCGCGUCAGAUGCUGCAGAUCACAUGUAUGGACAGUCUAGAAGUGAUGAGGAUGUGUACGACAAUGGGGAGCUUGGUCCAUAUGACCUUGAUGCCACGACAACGACCAGACUGAUACCAGGAAGUGAUGCGGACUGCAACGAUGUCUAUGACAAUAAUGAGCUGGGGCCUGGAGAAACGGCGCAUGCUUUGCCGACGACACCGAUGCUUCCAGAACGGAACCCGGUGAAAGGAGUGCAGCCCUCGCCUAGGCCUCGGGCAAAGGACGAGGACCCGGCCAACCCAUUCUCCAAGUCGCACGGACUUCACGGCAGAGGCCCGGCUUUGAAGCUCAACCUGGCGGCAGGCCCCAGUCAGGUGCAGCAGUACUACUCAUCUAGCCGCCCUUCAAGCACUGCAGACACAUACUGGCAAGUAUCGGAGGGGCGAUCAGGCGCUUCCAGUCCCCUUUUUGGACAGGCCAGCAGCGAUGCGGGCGACGGUGAUACGUAUGACAAUGGCGACUUAGGUACAGAUCCAACGACAGCCGUGUCCCGAGCUAAGGAAGCGCUUCCAGAAAACAACUGCUUUCAGCUAGAGCCACAGACCAAACACGUUGACCGAGGCCGACAGCUGCCGACUCCUCCGGGUGAGUCCACGCAGGCCAGCACAUUGAAACCAGUGUCGUUAAUGAGGGCAAACACGGCCAGGGAAGAGAUGUACAGUCAGCUGGAUUCAAGUAGAUCCAAUGGAGGUGGUGGUGGAGGUGGUGGUAGCCUGAAGCCAGUGACAUUGACCGAAUCAACUAGCUCAGAUACCACAUACUACCAACUCAAGACUGGGCCACCAGCUAAGCGUGUUGCCCGUACUGCAGGACGGAAGUGAUACUCCACAGUUCACCCAGCCCUACUGCGUUCAGCUUGAAGAAAAGCAUGCAAUAUAGUCAUGCAGCACAAGGCGAGGAUAUGCUUUUGCAACUCCGAGUGCCACGAUAACACAACCAACAGACGUAUGAACACGGCUGGCUCUUGCCUGUGUAAGCGAAACAGCACUUUGACAGUCUACCUGGAGAGCUUUCUCUACACACACACUAUUGGAGUGGAUACAACUGUGAGAAUGUAAUGCAGUGACAGAUUUCCAGAAUGAAUCUUUACUCUAGCACAGGUAUUAGCAGCCGGUCCAUGGAAACUUGAUUCACAACCCGGCCACACAUACAUAACUGUCGAGCAUCCAUGGAGACAAUGUAGAGUAGAUUUCAGCACAAUAAGGGUAAUCAAGGCUUGUUUGCUGCUACUUUUAAGUUUCAUGCUUUCAAUCAUCAGGCAACAUGAUAGCGUAGAUUUCUAAAAUACACAGUAGGAUUAAUGGAACUUGGAUGUCGAGCCAAUAGUAUUCUGUAAAGACUGUACAAUUAUUAUUUCGUUACCUUGGUGGACUGUUAGACCGAAUUUGAUACUUAUAGGUCCCUUAUCUUUAGAAUUGAUGGAUUGAUGAUAUUCCCGCAAGAUAGAAAAUGGUUGAAUUGAAUCAGACUGGUUGUUCUGUAACUGACAAGGAGCACAUAAGCAUUCAUACUCUCUAUCCAUAUCGAGAAUAUUGUAUUUCAGCGCCGAGGUUGGCCACAGUAUUUUUUUUACCCAAUAUUGCACAGUUGCAAAUUCUUCAAUUUAAGUGACGAUCAUUUUCUAGAACAAGUUAUUGUCCACCCAAUGUACUCCUGACACAACAUAAAAAACCGUAUUGCUUGACCUGAUAGAGAUAACAUGUUGCCAAAGCAUAAUUGCACGGUUU